AUAACAGCGUUUAAAACAAAGUAUAGACUCUUUAAGUACAUAGUUAUGCUAUUCAGAUUAACGAAUGCGCUAGCAACUGUCACGGUACGGGCUCACGGGCAGAGAGGACAGGCGCGUGUACAGGUUCUAUUGCUACAGCUAAUCAACAGGCUCUCACUACAGGUAGUAUAG
Bipolaris sorokiniana ND90Pr is the source of this 171-nucleotide messenger RNA. RefSeq lists its product as uncharacterized. The record is from RefSeq and is a predicted model, not a curated record. The transcript has a single exon. Lineage: Eukaryota; Fungi; Ascomycota; Dothideomycetes; Pleosporales; Pleosporaceae. The annotation marks the transcript as partial.